AUGACUUACUGCCGGAGAGUGCCCCUGGUGGUGGGAGGUCCACCGCAGGAGUCGGUCAGCCAGACUUUGGGGACACAUGCCACCUUGCUGUGCGAGGCCAGCGGAGUCCCCGCCCCCACGGUCACGUGGCUCAAGGACGGCACACCCAUUGAGAGUAGUCUCCAGUGGCAGUGGUCAGUGCGCGGCAGCAGGCUAGAGCUUGGCCCCUUACAGCUCUCACACGCCGGGACAUACAGCUGCCUCGCCGAGAACACACUCGGACACGCGCAGAAGCAAUACACACUCACUGUACAAGUGUCCCCCAGCAUCCUGGACUCUGGGCGUCCGUCGGAGGUGAGUGUGUCAGUGGGGGGGGAGGUGACAUUGGAAUGUCGUGUAGUGGGGACGCCGCCCCCUCAGGUCACAUGGAUACGAGACGGACACACACUCCAUCACGCGGAACACACACACAUCACCAUGUCUCUGGACGGGAGCAGCCUGUCGUUCAGUCCGGUGGCGUUAGAAGACGGAGGCACCUACACCUGUCUUGCCAGCAGCCCCGCGGGCCAGGAGAGCAAGAUACACACACUACUAGUCAUGGUGCCCCCGUCCAUCGCUGGUGAGAGUGACAGCUCGUCUCCUCGUGAGGUGGUUGCUACGCAGGACAGCACGGUGACCAUGGAAUGCCAGACCACAGGAAGUCCCGCCCCCCUGAUCAGCUGGCUGCGUAACGGACGGCCCCUCAGCCUAUCAGCACGCACCAGGCUGCUCAGCCAGGACACACUGCUCAGGAUAUCUCCAGUGCAGUUGUCUGAUUCAGGUGUGUACACCUGCGUUGCCCAGAGUAGAGCCGGUCGCGCCGAACUCAACUUUGACCUUCAGGUUCAAGUUCCCCCAGGAGUGGACCAUGUGGAGCCCACUGAGCAGGUCACCGUGGUAACAGGCUCCCAGGUGGCGUUGACGUGCGAGGCUCGCGGAGUCCCGCCCCCCGUGCUCACCUGGCUGAAGGACGGCCAGGAGCUCUCGCUGCAGCGCAACCUGCUAUUGGACGGCCAGGAGACCCGCCUCCUGCUGCCUCACGUCCUAUUGGAGGACGCCGGGCUCUACAGCUGCACGGCGGCCAAUCAGGCGGGCUCCAGUACCAAGACCUUCAACCUUACCGUGCUGGAGCCUCCUCGUAUAUCUGGCCCCUCUGGUCCUGAGGAGAUGCUGGUUGCCCUGGGCAGCGAGCUGCAGCUGGAGUGCGUUGCCGAGGGAACGCCCCCCCCAUCGCUCAGCUGGCUGAAGGACGGGCGCCCCCUGGGGGAGGAGUCAGACCUGGUGGAGAGGGCGGGGCAAAUACUACGCAUCAAUAAAGUCACGGUGGAGGAUGCUGGCUUGUACACCUGUCUGGCUACUAGUCCUGCUGGAGAGGACGGCAAGAACCACUGGGUACGAGUACAAGUCCCGCCCACCCUGCUGGGUUCCGAUGACGUCAGACUGGUUACCGUGCCGAUGAAAGGUCACCUGACCCUGGAGUGCCAGACGGAUGGAGACCCGCCCCCAACCAUCGAGUGGAUCAAAGAUGACCAAGCACUACAGCUGGGUGGUCGUAUCCAGAGCGCGGCGGGUGGCCAGAUCCUGGAGAUUGGGGACGUGAGAGCGGAGGACAGCGGCCAUUACAGCUGCAGAGUCACCAACAUGGCCGGCAGCACCAGCCUGUUCUUCACUGUGGACAUACUACUGCCCCCGGUGAUCCGAGAGGGCAGCUCAGUGGUCACCGCACAUGUCAAUCAAGACGCCGUCCUACCGUGCGAGGUGGAGGGCGGGACCAACCCCUCUGUGGUCUGGAGGCGGGACACUGGGCUGCUGGCGCUAGGCAACGGCAGGUACACUGUGCUGUCGGAGGGUUCCUUGAGGGUGGAGUCUGUGCAGGCGACGGAUGCUGGGCGAUAUUAUUGCUCCGCCUCCAACGCGGCUGGCUCAGACCACAAGCACACAGACCUCAGAGUCAGCGUGCCCCCCUCCAUCUCUCCUGGUCCCCUUAACGUCACGGUGACGUCUGGUCUCCGCGCGCUGCUCAGCUGUGAUGUCACCGGCUCUCCCGUUCCCACGGUAACCUGGAGGAGGAACGGAAAUCCCAUCAACACCGAUCUCACCUCCAUACACUACAGGCUGCUGCCGUCUGGUUCUCUCGUCCUAUUGGCUGCCUCUGAGGAGGAUGACGGAUACUUCGAGUGUGUGGCUGAAAACCCGGCGGGAGAGGAGCGAAGACUCAUACAGGUCACACUACAAGUGCCCCCGACCAUUGAGGACGACGUAACCAUGGUGACUGCGGUGAAGAUGUCCCCUGUCACGUUGCCGUGUCACUCGGCCGGACGGCCUCAACCCCUCGUCACCUGGAGCAAGAACGGGGCGCAGCUGGGAAACAGAGGAGGACACUACAGAAUACUGCCCACAGGUGCUCUGGAGAUCACUGCCAGUCUGCCGAGUCACGCGGGGCGAUACACCUGCGCAGCAAGAAACCCCUCAGGAGUGGCAUACAAACACACCACGCUCAGCGUACAGGAGCCUCCUGAGAUUCGACCAAUGGCUGAGGAGAUUGAGGUGGUGCUGCAUCAGGGCGUGGUGUUGCCGUGCGACACUCAGGGAUUCCCCCGACCCUCCAUUACCUGGCAACGAGAGGGCGUUCCCCUGGCAACCACCGGUCAUCGUAUGGCAGUUCUGUCCAACGGAGCUUUGAAGUUCUCUCGUGUAACCCUGGGAGACGCCGGAACCUACCAGUGUCUGGCCCAGAACUCAGCCGGAACCGCAGUGGGGAAUACACGCCUGGUGCUGCAAGUGCCCCCGGUAUUGAGUGUGCCUGUGCUGGACUACAGUGUGGUGCUGGGGGGUUCUGUGAGUCUGGAGUGUGUAGCGGAUGGCCAGCCCCCUCCUCAACUCAGCUGGACUAGAGACCAUCGCCCCCUUGUGGACGGAACACACACGCGCAUCUACGCCAACGGAACGCUGCACCUCACCGCCGUAACCCGCAGCAACGCCGGAACUUACACAUGCUCCGCCCACAACGCAGCCGGACGAGCCAGCCAGGACAUCAGACUGACCGUGCAGAUCCCGCCCAUGAUCCCGGUUGGCCAGUCGGAGCUGUCCAUCAUGCAGGGUUUCCAGGCGCUGUUGCCGUGCGCCGCCCAGGGCCUUCCGGAACCCCGGGUCAGCUGGGAGCGCCGCGGAGUUCUAGUGCCCAACCGGCCCGGAAAAUACACCACCCUGCGCUCAGGAGAACUCAUUAUCGAGAGAGCAGAGGCUGGUGAGGUGUGUGUGUUUACAUGUGUGGCCACCAACGCUGCUGGCUCCGCCCGCCAUGACAUCACGCUGUCCGUCAACGUAAGGCCCGCCUUCAAAGAGCUCCCAUUGGACCUUACCCUCAACAAAGGACAGAAGCUCCUCCUACCGUGUCACGCCCAGGGAACGCCCACACCCACAGUCACGUGGAGUAUAAACAACACACCACUUACAGGCGUGACUGUAGAUGAGUCCGGUCGCAGUACUCUGGUCAUCGAGAACGUCACCGCAGCCGACGCCGGAACCUACAUGUGUGUAGCCGAGAACACAGUCGGCAGCGUACGGGCACUGUCAUUCGUACGCAUCAGAGAGCCCCCUUCUUUGAGAGGCGAGGCCCACACCAGCCAAUCCGUGCCGGCAGGAGGUGUGGCCAUGCUUGACUGUGCCGUGAUUGGUGACCCUCUUCCAAACCUGCGCUGGUUCCGAGACGGACGGCCCCUUUUGGGCUCCACCCGCCUCCAGCCCCUACGCAACGGCUCAUUGGCUGUCUACAGCGCCACGAGUGGGGACUCUGGAGAGUAUCGGUGUGUAGCGGAGAGUGAAGCUGGAACAGCAGAGAGGACCAUCACACUCAGAGUACAGAUUCCUGGGGGCUACUCCAGUUGGCAGGCGUGGGGGCCGUGCAGCGUAACAUGUGGGCGGGGCAUGCAGGAGCGAAUCAGAUCGUGCGACAGCCCGGCUCCAUCCAAUGGCGGCCCUCCAUGCGAGGGAGCCAGUACGGACACCAGAGGAUGCCAAGCCUCACUAUGCCCAGGUGAGUCUCCUCGGCGUGCGCGGGGUAGUCUUAUCGGCAUGGUGAACGAGCGGGAGUUUGGAGUGGCGUUCCUGGAGGCCAAUAUCACUGACCAUCCACAAGAUGGCGCCAGCACCAUACAGGCACACGUGGACAACGUACCACCUAGUGUUGGUCCUCUGUUGCGAGUGCUGGUGUGUGUGUUCACUCCUAUCUACUGGUCGUCAGUGCUGCAGUCGCAGGGCACGGUGAACGGAUACACACACACACACGGCCACUUCAGACAGGAGUCCCAGCUGGAGUUCCCAACAGGGGAGGUUCUGAAGUUGACCCAUGUGGCUCGUGGUCUGGACCCUGAUGGAGUUCUGCUGGUGGACAUCGUCAUCAACGGAUACCUGCCCCCUGCUCUCGCCAACACACAUCUCAACAUACAGGAGUUUGAUGAGUCCUACGUGCAGACGGGGCCCGGCCAGCUCUACGCCUGGUCCUCCCAGAACCUGGGGCCCGGGGCCGGGGACGGGGGUCUGCAGGGGGGCCCCGAGUUUGAGUUUGGGGACCCCCUGUCGGUGCGCUGCAACCACUCGCUCGUGUUCGAGGGCCCCCAGGAGAGACAGGGGCCCCUAUUGCAGCUACUGAAGCUCUCAGGAAUCAGUGGACUAUACAGCAGCCUGACACUCAGUCUGGAACUGGAGAUGACGGCUACACUACUGCUACCAGAUGGUGAGGGGGAGUCCUGUCCAAAUGGCUUCGUGCUCGACACAGCCUCAUACUGCACUGACGAGGAUGAGUGUGAGGUGGGGUCUCCGUGUUCUCACUCCUGUAACAACAUCAUGGGAGGAUUCUCCUGCACCUGCCCCACCGGAUUCUCCAUCUCACCACGAUCACACACCUGUCAAGAUAUCGAUGAGUGUGUGCAGGGUUCCCAUAUGUGCCACUAUAAUCAGCUGUGUGUCAACACUGUGGGCACCUAUCGCUGCCAAGCCAAGUGCGGACACGGAUUCAAACCCAGCCUCACCGCCACAGGCUGCGAAGACGUAGACGAGUGUCGGGAGUCGUCCGUGUCGCCAUGCCAACAUCAGUGUGUCAACACUCUGGGCUCCUACCGAUGCUCCUGUCACCCGGGAUACCAGAUGUCUGGACACCGCUGCCUAGACAUCAAUGAGUGUCUGCGGAGUGUGUGUCCGGCCAAUCAGCAGUGUCGGAACACAGAGGGCGGUUACGAGUGUGUGGACAGCUGCCCGUCAGGAUUCACACCCGCAGAGGAUGGGACAUGUUCAGACAUAGAUGAGUGCCAGGACGGGAGCCACUUGUGUCGCUACACCCAGGUCUGCCAGAACACUGUGGGGGGGUACGGGUGUGUGUGUCCGCGCGGAUACAGCUCACAAGGAGUAGGACGACCAUGCAUAGACAUCGACGAGUGUCUUCAGAGUCCCAGUCCGUGUGCGUUCCAGUGUCGGAAUGUUCCAGGCAGCUUCCGGUGUCUGUGUCCGGCGGGAACCGUGUUGCUAGGAGACGGGAGAUCGUGCGCAGGGCUGGAGCGCGGACACACACUGCGGAACGGGACGCGGGUUCGCGUGCCCCUGCGUCCGCAGCUGGUGUCGACGUUGGGCAGGCCGUACCUGCAGCAGACUCACCUGAACGCACACCUGAACCCCAACGGCCGGCCGCCCAGCUCACGAAGCCCCCGACACGGCUGCCCACCGGGAUACACCAGCCACCAGGGGGCAUGCAUGGACAUAGAUGAGUGUGCCCAGAGGAAGCCGUGUCAGCACGAGUGUGUGAACACACAGGGAAGCUACAGCUGCACAUGCCCACCAGGAUACCAGCUCACGGCCAACGGCCGCACCUGCAGAGAUAUUGAUGAGUGUUCGGAGCAGGGUAUCCAGUGUGGCCCCAGCCAGAUGUGUUUCAACACCAGAGGAGGAUACCAGUGUCUGGACACCCCCUGCCCUGCGCAAUACACACACACUGGAACACCGGGGAUGUGCUACCGGCCGUGCUCUCGACUCGACUGCGCCCCCGGUGGCUCCCCGUUGCUACUGCAGUAUAAGCUGUUGCCCCUCCCCCUAGGCAUUCCAGCCAAUCACAACGUGGUUCGUCUCUCCGCCUUCUCGGAGGCAGGUGUUCUGCAGGAGCGCACUUCUUUCCGGUUGCUGGAGCAACAACAGUCUCCGCUGGCGACGGUCUCCAAUGGCAACCAGCCGUACCGGCGUUCCGCAGCGGGGCCCUUCGGUAUCCGUGACGAGAGGGGGCGGGGCAUCAUCUUCACAGUGCGGCCGCUAGACAGCGCGGGAUUGGUCAGACUCAGAGUGCAGGCCACCACUCUCAACCAGGACGGACGAAUCACGUACCAGAGCAUCUUCAUCAUUUACAUAUCGAUAUCCACCUACCCCUACUGA
Engraulis encrasicolus (European anchovy) is the source of this 6432-nucleotide messenger RNA. Its product is annotated as hemicentin-1-like. The transcript is spliced from 43 exons. NCBI's taxonomy places the organism in Eukaryota, Metazoa, Chordata, Actinopteri, Clupeiformes, Engraulidae. Gene Ontology annotation, molecular function: calcium ion binding. The record is from RefSeq and is a predicted model, not a curated record. The coding region runs from base 1 to 6432 and encodes 2143 amino acids.